Molecule: messenger RNA, 2114 nt
Organism: Eupeodes corollae
Lineage: Eukaryota; Metazoa; Arthropoda; Insecta; Diptera; Syrphidae
Gene: Arl5
Product: ADP-ribosylation factor-like protein 5B
Exons: 5
Coding region: 721-1260 (179 amino acids)
Biological process (GO): protein localization to Golgi membrane; intracellular protein transport; vesicle-mediated transport
Cellular component (GO): cytoplasm; trans-Golgi network
Molecular function (GO): GTPase activity; GTP binding
Source: RefSeq, a predicted model, not a curated record
AAUAAAAAAUGGCGUAAUAUAGUGGCAGCUGUAACAAACGUCUUUGGUUCUCAGUUCUAUUUAAUAAAAUAAAGGUUUUCCUUUUCCUUCUACUGUGCUAAAGUAUUAAUUAAAUUACCAAUUUUUCUUAUCAAAUAAAGUAAAUAAUAGCUUCAUAUUUAUCAAUAAAAUACAUUUUUGUAAAUUCCACGAACAAAACAAAAAUUAAAUAAAAGAAAGAAGAAAAGAAAAACACCUUAACCAAAUGUUACACAUUUCUUGACAAAGAAAAUUCAUCAAAGAUCAAAGAAGCUAUAAAUGUUACAAAUACAAAAUAGAAUUAAUUAUUUUUCUUUUGGUCAAUGCCCCCGCCAUCGCUAUCACCAUCGACAUCAUCACCUUUGUAAUAAAGUUAACCAAUCGAAUUCUUGUUACGAUCUAAAUUCUUGUCUUAAAAAGCCUUGCAUGGCCUCAAUUAAUAAUAAUAACCAUAAAUUAAACAACCCAAAAGAAAUACAAAAAAUAUCUCGGAUCUUAUCGUUUUCGUUGUUCAUGUUGUCAUCGUCGUCGUCGCCGUCGCCGUCGUCGUUGUCUUCUUUACGACACAGUGCAUUAUUACUUAGUGAAAGUUGAUUUAUUUUUUUACAAAAAACAAAAAGAAAUUGAAAGAAUUCGAUUUUGAUUUACAUUUAACGUUAUUGGUGUUGGUAUUAAAUAUUAUUAAAAUAAAACUUAGACAAAAUGGGGCUGCUUAUAUCAAAGCUUUGGAGCAUGUUCGGCAAUGAAGAACAUAAAUUAGUUAUGGUCGGUUUGGAUAAUGCUGGAAAAACAACAAUUCUAUAUCAGUUCUUAAUGAACGAAGUGGUGCACACUAGCCCAACAAUUGGCUCUAAUGUAGAAGAAGUAGUUUGGAGAAAUAUACACUUUUUAGUAUGGGAUCUUGGUGGACAACAAAGUUUACGUGCUGCAUGGAGUACAUAUUAUACCAACACAGAAUUUAUUAUUAUGGUAAUUGAUUCUACGGAUCGGGAACGAUUAGCAGUUACAAGAGAAGAAUUAUAUCGAAUGUUACAACAUGAAGAUUUAUGCAAAGCUAGUCUGCUCGUAUAUGCAAAUAAACAAGACUUAAAGGGUUCAAUGUCUGCUGCUGAAAUUUCCAGACAAUUGGAUUUAACCUCAAUUAAAAAACAUCAGUGGCACAUACAGGGGUGUUGUGCGUUAACAGGUGAAGGACUUUAUCAAGGAUUGGAAUGGAUUGUUCAGCGUAUCAAGAAGAAAUGACAGACAUAUCCCGAUCGCGGUAGUUUAUAGCUAGUUGAAAAUAACUGAAAAUCAAUUACUAUUAAAUUAUUAACAUUAGAAUUAAAUUUAUAGCGUAUUGUAUACUUUACUUCAAUUUUAAUUUUUAUUUAAAUUUCUUUUUCUAACAUCUACAUAAGUACAUGACUCGAUGACUUAAGUAAUCAUCGUUUGGUCUAACAUCAUUAAACGAUUAAUUAUUAGCUUAAAAAUAUAUAUAUUUUUCUAUUACUAUGUAAAUUGAAAAUAUUGUAAAAAAUAAAACAUUUUUGUUAAGAAAAAAUAAUAAUACAAAAAAAUAACCAUCGUGCAGUUAACGGAGUUUUAAACAAAUAAACUUUUACAAAAUGAUAUUUUAACAAAACAUAUAAACAAAUAACAUAUAUUGUAAUUUAUUUUAACAGUUUGUGAUUUAAAUUUUUCUUCCACAGUUUUAUUUAGUUGCGGUUAGUUUUUUUUUUUUAAUUUUAUUUUCCAAAUUUUAAAUCUUGAAAACAGUGUUGUUUCCAUUAAACUGUGAACACAAUUUAUAAAAUGAAAACAAAAAUAAUUUUAGAAUUGAUUGCAAGAAUCUAUUUAUAAAAAUAUGUUUUUUCCCAAAAUGUAAAUAACGAUUGUUAAUAAUGAUAGCUUCAUCAUCUGAACAACGUAUACUUCAGUGUAAAUUGAUAUUUUGUAAGUACAUAAUAAUUAAACUAUAAGACAGACAAAAAACGCAUACUUAAAACAAUGUGUCAUAAAAAUACAAUAUUAUGAUAAAAAAUAAAAAUAAAUGAGAUUUGCCAAAAGAUAGAAAAGAAAAAAAACAAAUAAAAAUAAAUCUAAACAAAAAUACA